Molecule: messenger RNA, 525 nt
Organism: Dermacentor andersoni
Lineage: Eukaryota; Metazoa; Arthropoda; Arachnida; Ixodida; Ixodidae
Molecular function (GO): catalytic activity
Source: RefSeq, a predicted model, not a curated record
AUGGCGUUACUGGUGCGCACCAACAUAGCAGCCACCCAGCACCUCACGGCGCAAAAGGGCUGCGAACACACGCUGGUCGAGGUUCACACAAGGACGAUUGGUAGUGCCGGAAACCUGUUUGUGAUGAGCGCAUACUGCAGGCCGUCACAAAGGCAGUACGACUUUGAAACAACAGUGAACCAGGCGAAGAGGUUGGCGGGGUACAGGCCGCUCCUGGUCCUAGGCGACUUCAACGCCCCUCACCCUACAUGGGGUUACAAAUGCCAAUCUAAACGAGGCAAGGCUCUAGCAAAGGGAAUGGAGGACCAAGAAAUGGCGCUCCUUAAUGAACCAGGCGCCGUCACCCGAAAGGGAAACAGCGUGAACAGGGAUACCACCCCUGACCUGUCGGGGAUGGCGGGCUCCCUAGAAGUGGCCUGGCGGAACGAAGACGUAGACCUGGGCUCCGACCACAGCAUCAUAAGUGUAACGAUCAAGGGACCAAGGUUCCGGGCGGCCCUCGGCAAAGCCCGGAUCACCGACUGA